Molecule: messenger RNA, 276 nt
Organism: Fusarium falciforme
Lineage: Eukaryota; Fungi; Ascomycota; Sordariomycetes; Hypocreales; Nectriaceae
Product: Acylphosphatase-like domain-containing protein
Exons: 5
Coding region: 1-276 (91 amino acids)
Molecular function (GO): acylphosphatase activity
Source: RefSeq, a predicted model, not a curated record
AUGACGAAGCGGGUAUACUUUGUCGUUCACGGAACUGUCCAAGGUGUCGGCUUCCGAUACUUUACGCGGAAGAAGGCUCGAGAGUAUGGGGUCACAGGAUGGUGCCGAAAUACGCGGGAUAAUACGGUCGAGGGCGAGGCCCAAGCCACCGAAGAUAUCCUAACCAAGUUCCUCAAGGAUGUGGAUUAUGGGCCCAGGCAUGCCAGAGUGACCAAGGUCGUAAAGGAAGACCGGGAGAUUGUCGAGGGAGAAGACAGUUUUGAUGUCACACGCUGA